AUGUCGGCCACCGGACCAUGCAAAUCCUUCAACGGCAUGAAGGGCUGGGGCUUCAUUGACUAUGGCGGCCAGGACGUGUUUGUGCACAUCAAGGACUGCACCGGAGGUCAGCCGGCUCCAGGUGACAUGCUGAGCUUCGACCUCGAGGAGUCCCAGCCGGGUAGGUUCAAGGCCAAGAACGUGAACGGCGGCACCGCCCCGCGCGACCAGGACGCCAUGAUGGGCAAGGUCACCCCCGUGGAAGGCACCGGCGCCUACACCGGCUCCGUCAAAUCCUUCAACGUGCAGAAGGGCUUCGGCUUCAUUUCCAUGGAGGGCGGUCAAGACGUCUUCGUCCACAUGAAGGGCUGCGUAGGCACUUUGCCGAAUGCUGGCGACAUCGUGAAGUUCGACAUGGAGCCAAGCCCCACCAAGCCCGGGCAGUUCCAGGCCAAGAACGUCACCGGUGGCACCGCUCCCUUCCAACAGCCUGGCAUGAUGGGCGGCAUGGGCAAGGGCUACGGCAUGGGAAUGAUGGGAGGCAUGAUGGGCCCCUACGGCAAGGGGAAAAUGGGCAAGGGCGGCUAUGGCGGCUACGGAGGAUACGGCUGGUAA
Effrenium voratum is the source of this 594-nucleotide messenger RNA. The record is from the annotation of a GenBank genome assembly. NCBI's taxonomy places the organism in Eukaryota, Dinophyceae, Suessiales, Symbiodiniaceae.